AUGGCUCUCCUGUGGCUUCUGUGCUGCCUGCUCCCGCACGUCGGCCGCACGAUGUACGUGGAGGAAAGGGCUGCGCCAGAUCUUAGUACUUAUAAUUACGCGGAGGAGAGGGUUCCGCCAGAACUACACACAUAUAAUUACGUGGAAGAAAGGGUUCCGCCAGAACUACACACAUAUAAUUAUGUGGAGGAGAGGGUUCCGCCAGAACUACACACAUAUAAUGUGGACGAGACCUAUCUACGCAGGAACACCGGCGACUUAAAUCCGGAGGAGGAGGAGGAGCCCUUCGAACUGACCAACCCGGACGUCGUCGAUGGCCACAACCUCUUCGAGAAGGACAUCAUGCUGACGGAGGCGCAGUGGAAGAAGGUUCUGACGAGGAAGGGCCUGGCCGACGAGAGGCGGUACUGGCCCGAGGACGCCUCUGGGACUCCGCGCGUCCGAUACCGCUUCGCCGACACCAGCGUGGACCAGCCAGCCGUCCUCGCAGGCAUCGGGCACUGGGAGAGCCACACCUGCAUCCGGUUCGAGAUGAUCACCGACGCCAACCAACCGCACCUGAUGUUUCGGGAACUGAGUGGCUGCUGGUCCUAUGUCGGCUACCUUGGCAGCUACUUCCCUAAUGGCCAAAACAUAUCGAUUGGCCUGGGUUGUCAGUCGCUGGGCACCGUCGUCCACGAGAUCGGCCACUCGCUGGGUCUGUUCCACGAGCAGUCCCGCCCCGACCGCGACCUCUUCGUCCACGUCAACUCGGAGAACGUCCAGUCGGGGAAGCUCGGCAACUUCGAAAAGGAGUCUGACAGCGUCGUCAAUAACCGGAACGUGCCUUAUGACUUUCGUAGCGUCAUGCACUACGGUGGGAAGUUCUUCAGCAUAAACGAACACCUGACCCUGGCAACCGUGGAUCCCCUUAACCAGGAGCUCAUCGGCAAACGCACUGGCCUCACUCACAUGGACAAGUUAAUCGCCAACCGCAUGUAUCGCUGCAUCGACAAAUGGCUUCAGAAAUGUGGCUUAGAUGCUGAUCCUUGCCAGAACAACGGUUACACAGGGGAGUCCUGCACGUGCGUGUGCCCUGAAGGAACGUCGGGCACACACUGCGAGACAGACACCGGCGAUUACCACGCCUCCUAUCGAAGUCCCUGUAACGAGAUCAUCACCUCCCCAACGACCAUUAGCUCUCCUGGUUAUCCUAAUGGAUAUCUUGGUGGCUUAACGUGCGCCAAGUGGAUAAAAUCGCCAGAGAACAUGCUUCCGAAGAUAACAUUCACCGAUUUCAGGCUGACAAACUGCGACUGGAGACUGGAUCACUUAGAGAUUCGAAUCGACAAUCGUUUCGAUGGAGAUUUUUACUGCGACACUCAAAUCGCUGUCAACACCUCCUUCGUCGGGGCGACCACAGAGAUCAUCCUCAUGUUUUAUACCCGAACCAGUAUCGGCGUCGGAUGGCAAGCAGAUGUGACCUUCUUCGAUCCCUCCAUUACGACUACGACUACGACUACAACGACUACUCCAGAGCCCCCUACAACUACUACGACUACAACGACUACUCCAGAGCCCCCUACAACUACUACGACUACAACGACUACUCCAGAGCCCCCUACAACUACUACGACUACAACGACUACUCCAGAGCCCCCUACAACUACUACGACUACUACAGAGCCCCCUACAACUACUAUGACUACAACGACUACUCCAGAGCCCCCUACAACUACUACGACUACUACAGAGCCCCCUACAACUACUAUGACUACAACGACUACUCCAGAGCCCCCUACAACUACUACGACUACUCCAGAGCCCACUUCAACUACUACGACUACAACGACUACUCCAGAGCCCACUACAACUACUACGACUACUACAGAGCCCCCUACAACUACUACGACUACUCCAGAGCCCACUACAACUACUACGACUACGACUACUCCAGAACCAACUACAACUACUACGACUACAACGACUACUACAGAGCCCCCUACAACUACUACGACUACAACGACUACUCCUGAGCCCCCUACAACUACUACGACUACAACGACUACUCCAGAGCCCACUACAACUACUACGACUACUCCAGAACCUACAACUACUCCAGAGCCCCCUACAACUACUGCGACUACUCCAGAAGUAACAACUACAACAACUCCCCCCGGCAGCCCAAGUUGCACGAUUUACAGCUUCGGCGGCAAAGCAGACUGGACCUCCCCAUAUUUUGGUGUUGCCAAUUAUCCAAACAAUUUCCAGUGUGGCGUUAUGGGAUCCUAUGGUGGACCUUUGAUGACGAAGUACACGUUUAAUACUUUCCAACUGGAAGAUAAGUCGCGGAGACGAAGCGAAAUUUGUCAUGAUUACGUCGACAUCCCGAUACCUCUUAACAGAACCAUGAGGUUCUGCGGGAGCCAGACGGGGUAUCUGAACGUUCCCAACUUCCGCUUCUCCACUCAGUUCGUGUCUGACUCUUCCAUCACUGACGUCGGGUUUAACAUCAGCAUCAGUUGGGAAGUAACUGACUGCCAUCGCGUUAUUCAGCUCUCGAAGAAACACUCUAGAGGGACCAUCUCGAGCCCGAACUACCCCAAAGCAUACCCCGAUCAGGCGGCGUGCGAGUGGUGGAUUGUGGCUCCAGAAGGCAAGAAAGUGUUUCUGCAGUUCAAAGACCUUCAAGUAAGUGAUCCUGACUGUGAGGCUUUUUACAUCGCGGUUGACAAGUCUGGCAGCGGCGACUACUUUCCAGAGAACAGCGACUUGAUAUGCAGCGGCGGUAAGCAUAGCUUCAUCUCCGACGGGGAGAGCAUGAAUGUUGCAUUCUACGGAAGGGCCAUGAGCAACGCAAAGUUUUACGCCAGGUACAAGAUACAUUGAGGUACCCCGUCGUCUCCUAAGGCAGGGGGCGGUGUGUGUGUGUUUCCAUGGAAUAAAGUAGCAGGGUGUUACUAUAUCUUUUGUUCUUUAACUUGAUUAGAUUUCCAUUUGAUUUAUGGUUUUCAAUGUAAUUCCUGAGAAUAAAUGUUCAUGCAAAAAUUGUC
Molecule: messenger RNA, 3032 nt
Organism: Penaeus indicus
Lineage: Eukaryota; Metazoa; Arthropoda; Malacostraca; Decapoda; Penaeidae
Product: zinc metalloproteinase nas-38-like
Exons: 17
Coding region: 1-2868 (955 amino acids)
Biological process (GO): proteolysis
Molecular function (GO): zinc ion binding; metalloendopeptidase activity
Source: RefSeq, a predicted model, not a curated record